Nymphaea colorata (pocket water lily) is the source of this 1956-nucleotide messenger RNA. RefSeq lists its product as uncharacterized. The transcript is spliced from 6 exons. Lineage: Eukaryota; Viridiplantae; Streptophyta; Magnoliopsida; Nymphaeales; Nymphaeaceae. Bases 569 to 1651 code for a protein of 360 amino acids. The record is from RefSeq and is a predicted model, not a curated record. Gene Ontology annotation, cellular component: chloroplast thylakoid membrane; chloroplast envelope.
UUUGCUAGCAAGUGGGCUGACCUAGUAAAAAUAGCAAGGAAAGUAUCAGGCGCACAAGAUUACAAGAACUCGAAAGAAACUGAGCAACGUAUAAGAAGAUCUGAUUUGCAAGUUCUCAUAAAGAAUUUGCAGUUUCAUGUUCUUUUAUUGGGGUAAACGCAGAACAAGCACCUGACUUAGAGUUCAACUACCUCUCUUUCUUCUUCAUAUUAUUUAGGUAGGAGAAGGGGUAAUUGGAUAAAUUGGUGCCAGAAUCCAGAUAUAGAUAUAAUCUUGUUAGGUUCGAUCCGAUUCUGAUCGGGUCCGUUGCCCUGUGAGCUGCAAUUCCAUCUUCUUUCAAGACAUCGUCAUCCGAGGAACAGCGGCUGCACUGCACCUCGUCACUCGUCAGUGGGAGGAGGGGGAGGGGAAGAAGAUUGGAGAAUUUGGGGUAAUGCGUCUGCACCAAACGACUCCAUAUGCCAACCAGACGGAGCUUGAAGUAAAUUCAACGAAGGCGACGCAGGACAUUCUCCUUUUUCUCUUCUGUGACUGUUAGAAGCAAUUCAGACGCCAUCUCAUCCAUCUCAUGGCUGCUGCUUCACAGCUUGGUCUAUGGGCUACCACCUUUCAUUCACCAUCUACAGCAGCAGUUCCGAGGGGACAGGCUCCCCAUUCCACCAGAACAUCGUUUCCUCUGUGCCCACCAUCAACUAAGAGGCCGGUGCUUCCCCCUUUCCAUUUCCAUCCCCAUUUCCGUUCUCAUUCAUAUUUGGUUACGAGGGCCAGUCGGAAGGCUGAAGAAGUCAAAGUUACUGCUUCCGACGACGGUAAAACGCAGCCUAAGGAAAAGAAGACCGCUGCUGAACAGCAGGAGGAGGAAGAGGAAGUAGUGGAGGAGGACCUUCCGUGGAUAGAAGAGAAAGCAGCAGACCUUGUGGAGUUCACAGGAUCGGUCACUCAGGCGAUUCCGGGACCAAGAGUCGGGAAGAGCUCACUCCCGUGGCUGCUAGCUCUGCCCUUGGCCUACGUCAGCAUCUCCCUUGCUAUCGCUGUUGUCAAGACCGUAAAGAAAUUUACCUCUCCGAAGGCGCAGAAACGUAAGCUUGUCAACAAGAAUGCGAUGCUAUGCAGAUCUAUUGAUGAGUACUUUGAAAAGGGAAGGGAUACACUACAACAUUCUGCUCUACAGGACUUGAUGAAGAAGACAGGAUUUAGCAUGGAGGAAGUUCUGCGUAAAUACUUACGAUAUGCACUGAAUGAGAAGCCAUUUAAUCCAGAGGUCAUCUUAGAUCUUAUUCAUUUAAGGCAAGUGUCAAUGCUGGAGGAUGCACAGGUAGCAGAAGUCUUGAAUGAGAUCUCAAGAAGAAUUGUGCGGGAAAAAGGUCCUGUUGUCAUGGAUAUUUCGGGGUUCACCGAGAAGGGUUUUAAAAGGAAACUGGCUGUACAAGCCCUUUUUGGCAAGAUAUUUUAUCUGUCCGAGCUCCAAGAGUUCUGCUCCAAAGAUAGCUCUCUAACUGUCAAAGAAAUAUUCGGGGUUACAGAUGAUGAUGCAGACAAUCUUCGGAUCCACACAUUCUCAGAAGCUGGAGACAUGGGUUCUUUAGAGAAAAUGGUAGACAAAUCGGACCCAGAACCGGCCAGUGAGUCUUCAUUGGAUGCAGAUUCUUGACAUCCCCACUUAGGCAAACUUGGACGUGCUGCACAAAAGUAUUAUGCUUUGAUGGAUUAUCUGUUUCACUCUCUUAUUUUUAAUUGUCAAGUGCAACACGUUCGACAGGAAGAGGUACAUGUAGAGAUAUAAAUGGUUUGGAUUCAGGUCAAUUAGAUACACGAGGAGUGAGAUUCAGGGUGAAUUCAGCACAGCCAGGAAAACUGAAACUUCAAAGGAUGUCUGGACCAUUUCCAUCCUAGGCACAUGGAGGUGGAAGGAAAUUUUGCUAAAUAUAUUAUUACUUAUGGGUUUUGCUUUCUUCA